Messenger RNA from Paramuricea clavata, 3122 nucleotides. NCBI's taxonomy places the organism in Eukaryota, Metazoa, Cnidaria, Anthozoa, Malacalcyonacea, Plexauridae. The record is from the annotation of a GenBank genome assembly.
AUGAAGGAAGAUGCUGUGGUAAAAGAUCACUGGUGUCUAGAUGUCACCCGUGUGACUACCAGCUCUCAAUCUGGGUUACAUGCGAUGGCAAGAGAACUGACAGUGACUGUUUAUAUGGCAUGGGAAAGACUAGCAUAUUCUACAGUAAAUCUGUAAUAUAUUUCCCCCAGGACCUUGGAAACGGAUCGCGCAAUCCGUUGCUGUAUAGCUUUCUAUCUUUUCAGGUGAGAUCAGGGAUGUCAAUAAUUGGAGUGAAUAAGUAAUUUCCCUCCCUUCCUUUCUUUUUCCAAACUCUCUCCCUCCUCUCCUUCCUUUCAUCCUACUCUUCCCCCAUCACGUCCUUUUCAUUCCAUCCUCCUUCCUCCAUCCCUCUCUCUCUUCUUCCCUCCACCCCUUCCUUCUUCCGUCCUUCCUUUCAUCCUUUCCUCCCUCCCUCCUUCCCACCUUCCUCCCUCCUUUCCUCCAUCACUUCCUCUUCAUUCCCUCCUCCCUCUCUCCUCCCUCCCUCCUCCUUCCUUCCCUUCAUCUCUUCCUCCAUCACUCCCUCUUCUUUCCUUCCUUCUUCCCUCCCCAUUCCUUCCUUCAUUCCAUCCUUCUCUUCCUCCCACCUCCCUUCUUCCACCAUCACUCCCUCUUCUUUCCUCCCCUCCUUCCUCCUCCCUCCCUCCCCCCUCCCUCCAUGCUCCUUCCUACCUUAGUCUCUUCCUCCCUUCAUUUCAAGUCUCAUCAAUAUAUUUCACCCGCAGGGAAAUCUUGGAAUCAGCAUCCUAGCUACAAACCGGAAUGGAUCAAAGAUUGAGAGUUACCGACUUCAUCGAUCAAUUUAUCCAACUGUUUAUGGAAAGAAAAAAUGGGAAAAUGCGACUCUUCUUGCUAACGGGAGAUCAAACUCAAAUAUAACACUAAGCUAUCAAGUUUAUUGCAAAGAACACUACUAUAGUCCUUCUUGCUCGGUUGGAUGUCUUCCCGGUGUCAAUUAUAAAUGUGUCGAAAGUACUGGAAAUAAGUUAUGUCUCAAUGGUUAUGUAGGUCCAAAUUGUACAUGUAAACCCGGUCAUCAAUAUAACUGUGAUAGCACAGGAAAGAGAAUCUGUUAUCGACCAUGGUACGGAGUGAAAUGCGACGUGGAAUGCCAGGAAAAAAAUGAUAGAGUGAGUGGUUAUAAUUGCAACACCACAACUGGUGCGAAGAUCUGUCUGAAUGGUUGGUAUGGUCCAGAAUGUAACGAGACAACAAAGACGGUCAAUUCAGCAAUUCUAACAAACAACUCUCUGGAAAUCAUCUCAACAACACAAGUAAAGUAUAACACGUUAAAUGUAUUGACAACCAAAAACAGCAUCCAUUACAUCCCUUCCAUGUCCAGAAUGAUGAUGUCAUUACCUAAAUUUAUUUUCACCACAUUAAUGACGUCAUCCCCACAGACGUCAUCGCUUAUGACGUCAGCAUUUAUGGCGCCAUCAUAUAUUACAUCAACACCUGCGACGUCAGCAUCCAUGACGACAUCGCCUAUUACAUCACUCAUUACGUCAUCACCCAUGACGUCACCUCUGAUGACGUCAUCGCCUACUAUAUCACACCUGUUUCCAUCGCACGCAUUUUCAGCUAGCACGGAAGGCGGAAUGACACGACGAAACCGCACAUCAAUGAUGGUAAUGAAUUCCACGAGGCAAACAGAAUCUCCCAAAACAAUCUUGAGCAGCAGUUAUUUGGUAAAACUGAAAUCAUUUUCACCAUACAAUCGUUUCACUGAAGUAACAGAGAACAAGUUAUCUGGGACUUCAGUGGACUUCACAGCUAUAUCAGGGGGUGCAAAAGAUCACACGGAGAUAACAUCAUACAUUCGUUCCACUGAGACAACUGAGAACAAGUUAUCUGGGACUUCAGCGGAUUUCACAGCUACAUCAGAGGGUAUAAAAGAUCACACGGAGAUAAUAUCAUACAUUCGUUCCACUAGGGUAACUGAGAACAAGUUAUCUGGGACUUCAGUGGAUUUCACAGCUACAUCAGAGGAUAUAAAAGAUCGCACGGAGAUAACAUCAUACAUUCGUUUCACUGAGGCAACUGUGAACAAGUUAUCUGGGACUUCAGUAGAUUUCACAGCUACAUCAGAGGGUAUAAAAGAUCGCACGGAGAUAACAUCAUACAUUCGUUUCACUGAAAUAACAGAGAACAAGUUAUCUAGGACUUCAGUGGAUUUCACAGCUACAACAGAGGAUGUAAAAGAUCGCACGGGGAUUGAUCUAUCACCAGGAGGACGAAUAGAGACAAGUACCACGUGUUGUGACGUCACAAGCACGCCUACACCACGUGAUAUGACAUUUCGACCGGGGUCGACAGACGCAAGAAAAAGCAACGAUUUAUGGUGGCUCAUGUUGCUGCCAUUUAUUCUUGCAAUUUUGGUGAUCGUAAGAGCGAUUAGAGUUCUUAAAAAGAAAAAUAGGUACGUAUAGCGUAUGAAAAACUAGUUUCAUAUUAAUCUUGAUUAGAUUAAUAUGAAACUAGUUUUUCGUAUCUCUGAGGAUGGUUCUGCCAAAUAGCGUAUGAGUUGUCAAUAAGUUUGGAACAAGCUGUGAACAACUUGUAACAACCUUGUUGAUAUUACCAGGCUUGUUGCAAGGUUGUUCCAACAAGUCCGAUACAGUGAUGAUAUAACAAUAUUGUUACAACCUUGUGCCGUCAACCUUGUAACAUUCUUGUUAUAUCAUGCCACCAAGUUUGUGCCAUAAUGCCACCAAGUUUGUUACAAGUUGUUAACAGCUUGUUCCAAACUUUUUACAACAACUGGGAACAAGCAGUGCGAACACAACUUGUCGACAGCUUGUGAAUAGAUUUGUAAUACUUGUUUGCAAACCUGUAACAACUUGUGCGUUUUAUGUGUGAUAUAGUAAAUAUCUCGUAAUCUGGCAAACCAAGUGAAUUUAAAUGUGCUUCACUUUAGAAAACGUCGCGAAAUAUCCCCACAUUAUGAAGCGUCGAUGCAAGAGAUGAACGUCAAACCAGAAGACAAUAAAAAAGAGAUUCUACAUGAUCAACAAGACACAAGAAUCGAAAACAAUAACUACGAAUCUCCUCAGGAAGAUUUAGAGGCGAUUUGGAAAGUCAUGUCAACAUUUCACGAAUGA